Delphinapterus leucas (beluga whale) is the source of this 2048-nucleotide messenger RNA. The record is from RefSeq and is a predicted model, not a curated record. NCBI's taxonomy places the organism in Eukaryota, Metazoa, Chordata, Mammalia, Artiodactyla, Monodontidae.
AGAUCGUCCCCCCGGGGAGACUCCCAGUAGGGGCCGGGGCAGAGAGACGCCUUCAGGGCCAGAAACCCUAGGAGGCAAAUACCCCUGGGAGAUAUUACCGCCACCCCCCGCCCCAGAUAGAGAGCGCCUCGCAGAGCGGGGACGAGGACAGACUGUCAGAGGACAACGCCCCCCAGGCCUCCUGGGAGACCCCGGAGCGACCCCAGGGGCGACAAGGGCCUUGUGCGGGCCAGGGCGACCUCUUCUUGGCUGGGGACGAUGGGGACACGGGCCCCGCAGGGCCUCCUCCUCCUUCUCUUGCUCCGGCUGCUGCUGCCACGCGGGACCUCAGCUGGGAGCCUGCAUAACCCAGGCCUGUCCGAGUGCUUCCAGGUGAAUGGCGCAGACUACCGCGGCCACCAGAACCGCACAGGCCCGCGCGGGACUGGCCGCCCGUGCCUCUACUGGGACCAGACGCAGCAGCACAGCUACAGCAGCGCCAGCGACCCCCACGGCCGCUGGGGGCUGGGCGCGCACAACUUCUGCCGUAACCCAGAUGGUGAUGUGCAGCCAUGGUGCUACGUGGCCGAGACAGAGGAGGGCAUCUACUGGCGCUACUGCGAUAUCCCAACGUGUCAUAUGCCUGGGUACCUGGGCUGCUUCGUGGACUCCGGGGCACCCCCGGCCCUCAGCGGCCCCAGCGGCACCUCAACAAAGCUCACGGUCCAGGUGUGCCUUCGCUUCUGCCGCAUGAAGGGCUACCAGCUGUGCGGCGGUGAUGGGCGCCUGGGCAUCUACGAAGUGUCCGUGGGCUCCUGCCAGGGGAACUGGACUGCACCUCAAGGUGUCAUCUACUCCCCGGACUUCCCGGACGAGUACGGGCCGGACCGGAACUGUAGCUGGGCGCUGGGCCCCCCGGGCGCCGCGCUGGAGCUCACCUUCCGCCUCUUCGAGCUGGCGGACCCGCGCGACCAGCUGGAGCUGCGCGACGCCGCCUCGGGCAGCCUGCUCCGCGCCUUCGACGGCUCCCGCCCGCCGCCGCCGGGGCCGUUGCGCCUGCGCUCCGUCGCACUGCUGCUCACCUUCCGCAGCGACGCUCGCGGCCAUGCGCAGGGCUUCGCGCUCACCUACCGCGGGCUGCAGGACGCCGACGACCCUGCGCCCCCCAAGGGCUCGGCCCAGACCCCUGCAGGGCCCCCCGACGGGGCCAACGUGAGCUGCAGCCCCCGGCCUGGGGCUCCAGAGGCCGCGAUUGGGGCCCAGGUCUUCUUGACGGUGACGGCCGUCUCAGUGCUGCUGCUGCUGCUGCUGUCGCUGCUGCGCCUGCUGCGCGGACGGAGCUGCCUGCUGGCUCCGGGUAAAGGGCCCCCAGCGUUGGGGCCUUCCCGGGACCCCGCAAGAAGCUGGGCCGUUUGGUACCGCCGGCCUCGAGGGGUCGCCCUGCCCUGUCCUCCUGGGGACCCCCAGGUUGAGAGUCUAACCGCGAGUUACCGGCCAUUGAGCGCCUCCAGCCAGAGUUCCCUGCGCUCACUCAUCUCUGCUCUCUGACUCGGGACCCCCAGGGUCCACUGGACCCUCCUGCAGCGGGAUAGACUCCUGAGACCCUUUGCCACACACUGCCUACCUUGGCCUUCUGCCCCUUUGAAGUUUGGCAGCUCGGCCUCUAGUCAUCUCAAGGAGGCCAGACGUUGGACAGGAAGCAUCUGGUGCUAUUAUUGGGAACUUCACCUGACCCUCGGGGUCCAGAUGGUCAAGGCCAAAGGGCAAGAGGAAUUCGACUUCCCUCAUAAACCUGGAUACCUGGGUCUUUGAGCCCCUUCUGGGGUGGUUCUGGACUGCUGCCCAAAGUGAAAUGUGAGAGGUCAACAAAAGUGGUCAAAAGACUAAUCAUAGAUUUUGAAUAAAAGACCUAUUUUGGUACAGGGCUCCGGAAUUUCUUAUGUGUGGGAAGAGCUAUGAGGGUACAGUGCCAAGAGUGGUUGUGUACAUGCAAGUUAAAGGCGUUCAUCGCAAAGAGUUUCGUGUAGCAGCCUGGAAUGCAGAGGAACCGCGGAGGCGGAAGGAUGAGU